AUGCUGUUGAUUGAAGCUCAUCUUGAGACUCCGCAGGCCUUUGGCGCCGCAUUCAUCCUUGGGGUACUCGUGCAUAUCUUUGUUUUACGCAAAGGAGAAUGGGACCUUUGGACUGUCAAGUUUUUCAAGGCAUGGGCAACGUAUGAGGUUACUGUCUCGUUGUUUCUCACUCAACUCUACUCAUUCUCAGUCUGGCAAGCCGUAUCGGUGACCAACAAAUGGUUCGCAUCAUUUGCUGCUGGGCUCACAAUCAGCAUUCUAUCAUAUCGAGCAUUCUUUCACCGACUGAACCGUUUCCCGGGUCCAUUUAUUGCUCGUCUCUCAACGGUCUACGCUACUUAUCUAGCGGUAGAUGAAGAGCACAUGUACCUUGAAGUCCAGAAGCUUCAUGAGAAGUAUGGAGACAUCAUAUCGAUCGCAACACCAAGUUCAUUCCGGCCCAUUCACGCACCCUCAUCACCGGUCAUCAAAUCACCUUUCUAUGGCAUCACUCAUCCAUGGGUGAUGCUUCUCUCUGAGCGACGAAAGAAAGAACAUGCCAUCCGCCGUAAAGCAUGGGACAGAGCAUUCACUACCAAAGGUACCGAGCCGUUCCCACAGCCUCAGGAGACAAGCGCUUACCAUGAGCAGCCCUGCGCGAUUAUGAGCACCAAGUGCUCAAAUACACCAAACUUCUCACUGACCGCAUUGAGGAAGCGAAAGAGCUUCGACUUGCUUGAAAGCGGCGUCGAGCACCACUUCUUCACCGAGUCGCACAAAACCCAAGGUUUCAUGGGCGCGUUCCGGCGAAUGAUUUGGUUCUUCCCUCUUGUUUCAUCCAUCCCAAUCGUGAACAAGUCAUAUUUGGCUUUCCAGGCUUAUGUCAGGAAUCAAGUCGAGACUCGACGAAGGAAUCCACCGGCGGAACCAGAUGUUUUUAGUAGUAUUCUGGAGGAUUAUGAUGCGAUUGAGAAGCCUAAUCAGCAGGACUUCGAUAAUCUUUGUGGUGAUGCUCAUCUCAUUAUAAUCGCCGGCAGUGAUACGACUUCCUCUUCCACGACUUGUCUCUUGCACCACCUCGUACUCCAUCCCAAUGUGCUGGCAAAGCUCCAGGCUGAGAUUGACGAAUACAAGAACACCCACGAUGAAUAUGACCUAGUUUCCCUAAGCAAGCUACAGUAUCUUCAAGCUUGUAUCGACGAAUCUCUUCGUCUUUAUCCUGUUGUCCCUUCAGGUGUUCCAAGGAUGACUCCGCCAGAAGGGCUCCAGCUUGACGAUGUCUACAUACCUGGAGAUACAAUUAUACAUAAUCCUUCUUACACCAUGUAUAGAGAUGAGCGUUGCUUUGAGAAGCCAAACGAGUUUAUUCCCGAGCGAUGGACUACUAGACCGGAGCUGAUCAAAGACGCCUCAGUCUACGCACCAUUUUCAACUGGCAAGUCUCCUAUUCUCCGAACGAAAGUAGCUGACAAGAUAGGUCGUGGCGUUUGUGCUGGAAAGCAACUUGGUCUUAUGGAGAUGCGCUAUGUUCUCAUGGACAUUCUCUCACGAUACAAUAUUGCUUUCGCACCAGGGACCAAUCCUCAAGCUUUCAUUGAUGGCUUAAGAGAUUGUUACACUCUGGAGCUGCCAAGGCUGGAUAUGGUAUUCACCCCACGAGCCGGAGCCAAGGUCGAAGCAUAG
Messenger RNA from Fusarium fujikuroi IMI 58289, 1662 nucleotides. Its product is annotated as related to pisatin demethylase cytochrome P450. Gene Ontology annotation, molecular function: oxidoreductase activity, acting on paired donors, with incorporation or reduction of molecular oxygen; iron ion binding; heme binding. The record is from RefSeq and is a predicted model, not a curated record. NCBI's taxonomy places the organism in Eukaryota, Fungi, Ascomycota, Sordariomycetes, Hypocreales, Nectriaceae.